AUGGACCGAAACAAUCACACCAAAACUACGCGAUGGCUGGUCAUCCUUAUGCUCCUCACCAGGCAAAUAUUCAGCGCAAACGCCGACAUAGUAACCGUCUGGACCACGGUAAAAGUGCCCGCGCCAACACCAACCGCGCCCCUAUCACCAUCCUACACCUCCCUCAACGAGUUCAAGGAUGACAUGUUGAAAAUCACAAACGAGUACCGCGCCAACCACGAUGCAAAUCCACUAAAAUGGAACGACACCCUAGCCGAGUACUCGCGCGAGUGGGCAGAAGCCUGUAUCUGGAAACAUUCGAAAGGUAGCUACGGCGAGAACCUUGCAUACGGAUACCAGAAUGUCUCUGCCGCUGUCAUCGCCUGGGGCGAUGAAGGCGAGAUUUAUAACUUCGGCAAGCCGACAGGCUUUACCGAGGAGACGGGGCAUUUCACUCAGUUAGUCUGGAAGUCGACUACGCAGGUUGGGUGUGCUGCUGUCAAUUGUGGGUACUCUAAGAAUGACAAUGGGAAACGAGACAACGGGGUCGAAGUGCGAGCGCAUGCAUUUGAAGAUGAUGCUCUCGAAGGCGUGGUGAUGGCGUCUCGUUUCAGCAGGGUUGAAGCGGUACGAGACGGCUUGGAAGGGCUGAAGGUCGUGCGAGGCGAGCCGAGGGCCCAGGGGUGGUACGUGGUGUGCGAAUAUACACCCCCUGGAAAUGUUGUGGGCCAGCAUGAUUCUUACUUCAGGAAGAACGUCUUGCCAAAGAAGGAGCCUGCCGUUGACUCGUCCUCGUCUUCAACCAAGUCUUCUUCGUCCACGACUCCCGAGUCUUCUUCCACGUCUGUGCCCGAGCCGUCGCCGAAUGCCGCGACAUCCACUACAAUUGGGAGUCAGAGUCAAUCUACAGGUGGUGCCAUGCGGUUCGCGCGGGACUCGACCUUGGGGAUGAUGUUGGUGGCAUUGGGAACGGUGGGGGUCGGAAGGGGGCUUUACAUCUGA
Molecule: messenger RNA, 981 nt
Organism: Penicillium digitatum Pd1
Lineage: Eukaryota; Fungi; Ascomycota; Eurotiomycetes; Eurotiales; Aspergillaceae
Source: RefSeq, a predicted model, not a curated record